AUGGCGACAAAUUCACUGUCUGCUAAAGAGAAUGUUCCUCUAACCAACGUGAUUGGGGAGACAUUCAAACCAGAUUCUGAUACCCAGCCAUCAGCCAAGAGACGGAAGCUGGGGCCAUCUGAAUCGUCUUCAAAGCUAUCGCAGUCUAGUCAGCAGCCAUCGUUUGCUGAUGUACUCGAGCGACUGAAAGAAGAAGCGGGUGAAGCAAGAGGUGCUGAAGGUGGUGCGGAUUGCUGGGCGAGGCCACCUCUAUCUCUCAUUGACGAAAGCAAGGACAGCAUUGUGUUCCAGCAGAUAGAUGUCGAGGAGACGACAGACUCACAUAAUGGUGGGGCUGGAAUAAGAAUGUUUGGUGUGACAGAGGCCGGACACAGCGUUCUGGCCACAGUCACCGGUUUUCUUCCGUAUUUCUAUGUUGCCACUCCUCGCGGCUUCACAGAAAGUGACACAUUCGCGUUUUGCGAUCAUCUUAAUAACGCUGGCUCCGGUGCUGUCGUUCGUGGGGUCGAGCUUGUUAAAAAGCGCAGCCUGUGGGGUUAUAAAGGCGAUGAUUGGCAACUGAACUAUCCUUUGCAUGCUGUCCCUACUUUUGAGAGCAACAUCGCGUAUACUUUGCGCUUCAUGAUUGACACGAGAGUCGUUGGCAUGAAUUGGAUCGAAAUACCCGCUAAGAAGUAUAAACUUAUCCGCGGAGAAAAGAAGCGUUCUAAGUGUCAGAUAGAGCUCACUGUUAAAUGGGAUCAGUUUGUCUCGCACACUCCGGAGGGACAAUGGUCUAAAAUCGCCCCAUUACGAAUCCUCAGCUUUGAUAUUGAAUGUGCGGGCCGCAAAGGUAUAUUUCCCGAGCCCAGCAUUGAUCCAGUUAUCCAGAUCGCAAAUAUGGUUACUCGUCAGGGCGAGAACAAGCCGUUCAUCCGUAACAUUUUCACUCUGAAUACUUGCGCACACAUCGUUGGCUCCCAAGUUUUAUCAUUUGACGACGAGGGGAAGAUGCUAGACUCAUGGAGAGCAUUCGUUGAAGAAGUUGAUCCGGAUGUUGUGAUUGGUUAUAACAGUUCGAAUUUCGAUCUGCCAUAUCUCAUGGACAGGGCCAAGGCGAUCAAGGCAAAUAUGUUACCGUACCUAGGCAGAAUGAACGGUGUCAAAGCGCAAACUAAAGAAACACACUUCUCGUCAAAAGCAUUUGGUCAGCGUGACUCAAAAGAAACUGCAUUGGAUGGACGCUUGCAGAUUGAUGUUUUGCAGUACAUGCAGAGAGAACAUAAAUUGCGUAGCUACACGCUGAACUCGGUUUGCGCCCAGUUCUUAGGAGAGCAGAAGGAAGACGUGCACCACUCUGUCAUUACUGACCUUCAAAAUGGCGGGCCAGAGUCACGGAGACGCUUGGCAGUGUACUGUCUCAAGGAUGCGUACUUGCCCCAACGGUUGAUAGACAAACUUAUGUGCUUCAUCAACUACACCGAGAUGGCGCGUGUCACAGGAGUUCCCUUCAAUUAUCUCCUGUCCCGGGGACAAUCAAUCAAGGUGUUGUCGCAGUUAUACCGCAAGGCUAACGAUGAUGGUUAUAUUAUUCCAUCACUGAAGGGCGAAGGUUCCGAUGAACAAUACGAAGGCGCCACUGUCAUUGAACCAAUGAAAGGAUACUACGAUGUCCCGAUAGCUACUCUUGAUUUUAGCUCGCUGUAUCCCUCCAUCAUGAUGGCGCAUAAUCUCUGCUACACGACAUUGGUUGACAAGAAGGUCAUCGAUCGCCUUCAUCUUGUGAAAGAUGUUGAUUAUAUUCAGACUCCAAAUAAUGACUUCUUUGUCACAUCCUCCAAGAGAAAAGGUCUUCUUCCUACCAUUCUUGAGGACCUGAUUGGUGCUCGUAAACGCGCGAAGGUCGACCUCAAGAAAGAGACCGACCCGUUCAAGCGUGCAGUGCUCGAUGGCCGUCAGCUUGCCUUGAAGAUCAGUGCAAACUCUGUAUAUGGUUUUACCGGGGCGACCAUCGGAAAGUUGCCUUGUUUGCCCAUUUCUUCAAGUGUUACUGCGUAUGGUCGACAGAUGAUCGAGAAAACCAAGCAGGAAGUGGAGGCUGAAUAUUGUGUAGCCAAUGGCCACUCGCACGAUGCGCACGUCAUCUACGGAGAUACUGAUUCAGUCAUGGUUAAAUUUGGACCUACUGACCUCCCUACCGUCAUGGCUCUUGGGGCCCAAGCGGCAGAUUUUGUAACUGCGAAGUUCAUAAAGCCCAUCAAAUUGGAGUUCGAGAAAGUUUACUUUCCAUAUCUGCUAAUUAGCAAGAAGCGAUAUGCCGGCCUAUACUGGACAAGACCAGACAAGUAUGACAAGAUGGACACAAAGGGCAUUGAGACUGUCCGUCGUGAUAACUGUCGACUUGUGUCCACUGUCAUUGAAACUUGUUUACACAAGAUGCUUAUUGACCGCGACGUCAAGGGUGCCGAAGAGUAUACGAAGCAGAUUAUAGCCGACCUUCUCCAGAACAAAGUCGACAUGUCGCAACUAGUGAUCACCAAGGCACUGGCAAAGGCUGAUUAUGCUGCCAAACAAGCCCACGUUGAGCUCGCUGAGAGAAUGAAACAACGAGAUGCAGGUUCCGCACCUGCUCUGGGUGAUCGUGUUGCCUACGUGAUUAUCAAGGGCGUCAAAGGUGCUGCGGCGUAUGAGAAGUCGGAAGACCCAAUAUAUGUCUUGGAGAACAACAUACCUAUUGACACAAAGUACUACCUUGAGAAUCAGCUAUCCAAUCCACUCAUGAGGAUCUUCGAGCCAAUUCUUGGGGAGAAGGCAGCCUCUCUACUAUCUGGGGAUCAUACGCGGACAAUCCAAAUUGCGACACCAUCUGUGGGUGGGUUAAUGAAGUUCGCAAUUAAAACAACAACGUGUCUAGGUUGCAAGACACCAAUACGUGCAAAUAAUAGUGUUAAGGAUGGCGCUGUGUGCAAUAAUUGCCGACCGAGGAUGAGCGAAUUGUUCCAGAAACAAGUUACGUCAGCAUCAGAGUUGCAAGUACGCUUCUCUCGGCUGUGGACACAAUGUCAACGAUGUCAAGGCUCGCUCCACCAGGAUGUUCUUUGCACAAGCAAAGACUGUCCAAUCUUCUACAUGAGGAAGAAAGCACAGAAAGACGUUGAGGAUGCGAAUACUACCUUAGAACGAUUUGAUCACGAAAUCUGGUAA
Molecule: messenger RNA, 3183 nt
Organism: Fibroporia radiculosa
Lineage: Eukaryota; Fungi; Basidiomycota; Agaricomycetes; Polyporales; Fibroporiaceae
Exons: 27
Coding region: 1-3183 (1060 amino acids)
Biological process (GO): DNA replication proofreading; nucleotide-excision repair, DNA gap filling; DNA-templated DNA replication
Cellular component (GO): delta DNA polymerase complex
Molecular function (GO): nucleotide binding; DNA binding; DNA-directed DNA polymerase activity
Source: RefSeq, a predicted model, not a curated record